Molecule: messenger RNA, 749 nt
Organism: Uloborus diversus
Lineage: Eukaryota; Metazoa; Arthropoda; Arachnida; Araneae; Uloboridae
Gene: RpL18
Product: 60S ribosomal protein L18-like
Exons: 7
Coding region: 73-639 (188 amino acids)
Biological process (GO): translation
Cellular component (GO): cytosolic large ribosomal subunit; ribosome
Molecular function (GO): RNA binding; structural constituent of ribosome
Source: RefSeq, a predicted model, not a curated record
AACUUUACUUCUGCUGCAUUACCCAUAAUUCCUCAUUCCAUUUUAGUGAAAACUGGCCAAUUCGGCUGAAAAAUGGGUAUCGACAUCAAUCACAAAAAUGAUCGGAAGGUCGUUCGUCGGUCUCCCAAAAGCGAAGAUAUCUAUCUUCGCUUGCUGGUUAAACUGUAUCGUUUUCUUGCCAGAAGGUCUGGAUUGAAAUUUAACAAGAUUAUUUUAAAACGCUUGUACAUGAGUAAGAUUAAUCGUCCUCCCCUAUCACUGGCUAAAUUGACAAAAGUAAUGAAAAAGCCUGGUAAUGCUAAUAAGAUUGCUGUUGUUGUUGGUACGGUAACUGAUGAUCUUCGUCUAUAUGAAGUUCCAAAAAUAACUUUAUGUGCACUACGAGUGACAGAGCGGGCAAGAGGACGAAUUUUGAAAGCUGGUGGUGAGAUUAUCACAUUUGAUCAACUUGCUUUACGUACUCCUAAAGGGAAGAAUACUCUUUUGAUCCAAGGACGCAGAAAGGCAAGAGAAGCUUGCAGACAUUUUGGCAAAGCUCCUGGUGUACCACACAGUCAUACCAAGCCAUAUGUCAGAUCCAAAGGACGCAAAUUUGAAAGAGCUCGUGGACGAAGGAAAAGCCGUGGUUUCAAAGUGUAGUUUAAUUAUUCUGGCAUUGAAAAAAUUAAAGAAUACAAUAAAAUUUGAUGACUGUUCUGUAAUAUUUUCUGUGUUUAAUAAAACACUUGCUAGAUUUGCAAUUAUUCUGA